Messenger RNA from Cololabis saira (Pacific saury), 1777 nucleotides. RefSeq lists its product as uncharacterized. The transcript has 10 exons. The record is from RefSeq and is a predicted model, not a curated record. NCBI's taxonomy places the organism in Eukaryota, Metazoa, Chordata, Actinopteri, Beloniformes, Belonidae. The coding region runs from base 46 to 1329 and encodes 427 amino acids. Gene Ontology annotation, molecular function: structural molecule activity.
CUGAUCCAACCAUCACUCCACCUGAAGAGGACACUGACACCAAUAAUGGCCUCCAGCAUCUCAGUGAGGAGCUUCUCUAUGAACCGUCAGCCCUCCUUCUCCAGUCGCUCUCUGAUGGACACCAACCGGGCUCGCUCUCGGGCUUCUGUCUCUUUCGCUGCAGUCAGCCCGCUGACCCGUUCAGCCUCUAUCAGCCAGGAUCUGAACGGCCCGAUCAGCCUGCAUCUUAAUGGGCUGCAUGGCAACAGCACCAAUGAAAAGGAGGCCAUGCAGAGUCUCAACAGCCGCCUGGCCAACUAUCUGGACAAGGUGCGCUCGCUGGAGCGCUCCAAUGCUGACCUGGAGAUGAAAAUUAAGCAGCUGAUGCUCGACCGCAUUCCCAAAGGUCAUGAUCUUGAUUCAAUGAUGGCCCAAGCACAUACUGUUGAGCAAGAGGUGAGGAAGAGGACCUUGGAAAAUGCUCGUCUCAUGUUAGAGAUUGAUAAUGCUAAACUGGCAGCUGAUGACUUCAGAAUCAAGUGGGAAACAGAGCUGGUGAUGUGUCAGUCUGUGGAGCGAGACUGUGUUGCUCUCAAAAAGGCUAAAACCGACCACGAGCAGAUCAUCGCCUCACUGAGGGGGGAUUUGGACAGCCUCAAAGAAGAGCUUUACUUCCUCAAAAAAAACCAUGAGGAGGAACUUGAGCAGAUGAAGUCUCGCAUUGCCAGAGAUGAAGUGAAUGUGGAGGUGGACUCGGCCAGUGGGCCAGAGCUGGGCAGCAUCCUGUCUGAGCUACGCUCCCAGUAUGAGGGGAUUGUCAAGAAGAACAAGGAGCAGGCCGAGCAGUGGUACCGCAAGAAGCUUGAGACCAUGCAAAAUGAAGUGAAGGAGAGCAAUGAGGCUCUGAGAGGAGCCCAGGGAGAGCUGACCGAAAGGCAACGCUUCCUGCACACCCUUGAGGUGGACCUGGAGAGUCUGCACAAACAGGUAGCAGCUAUGGAAGGUAACCUGGGUGAGACGGGCCAGAAGUAUUCCACUGAGAUGGAGCGGCUGCAGGUCACCCUGAACCAGCUGGAGGAUGACCUCUCCCAUCUGAGGCUGGACAUGCAGCGCAUCAAGACUGACUACGAGCAGCUCCUCCGCAUCAAGCAGAACCUGGAAAUGGAGAUUGCUACCUACAGGCGCCUGCUGGAGGGAGAGGAAACAGUGAAAGAAGCUCCUCCUCUGCCAAAAAAGGAGCCUGAUGUCCGCACCAGGAAGAUUGUGAAAGUGGUAACUCAGACGAUGGUCAACGGCAAAGUGGUCGAUGAAUCGAGUGAGGUGGAGCAAAUUGAAGAGGCACAGAAAUAAAAGCAUGGAAAUAAAGUUGAAUUGUGACUUUAAUUAAAUUGGCUUUUAUUUUUCCAAACAAAUUUUUAAAAAGUAAUAUAGAUUUUUUUUUUCUGAAGCAGUAACCUAAUCAUUAAUAAUGACUAUGAAUGAUCCUUUGUUGAAUAGUUAGAUACAUAGUUCCCAACAAUGGUUUAUCAGUGACAUAUUUGCUUGAGAAGAAAAGUAGAUAUCUGCAAACAAAUGUUUAGUUGUGCAUGUGUUUGAGUGUAAACUUGAUCUCUGCAUGAGAAGAAGUGACUAAAAGUACUACAUUCCAGCUGUUUUACUAAUAAGAGACUUUUUUUCUUUUUUAGUGUGGUGGUUUACUUUAAUAAAUACAACUCAUGCCUUUAACUCUUUUAACAAGAAUAGCAUUUAAUUAUCUUUUGGCUUGUGUUCUUUUGGUUUUGACUGUACUCCAAAUAAA